Messenger RNA from Pieris rapae (cabbage white), 2177 nucleotides. RefSeq names its product frequenin-1. The transcript is spliced from 9 exons. Lineage: Eukaryota; Metazoa; Arthropoda; Insecta; Lepidoptera; Pieridae. The coding region runs from base 325 to 888 and encodes 187 amino acids. Gene Ontology annotation, molecular function: calcium sensitive guanylate cyclase activator activity; calcium ion binding. The record is from RefSeq and is a predicted model, not a curated record.
AGGCAACGGACCUGUGCUACCCUCGCGCUCCUGCCGAUCUCUCAGUUCCGCAACCGCGUCGCGCGAACUGAACCUUCAUAAAUACCAUAUAUAUUUUCCGGUUGCAAUAAGCUUCGCGCUAUAAACUUCACACCGACACCAGCGGAGCCGAUUUGAAAGGAAAAUCAAAAAAAAGUUGUCUGUUUGUCAUGGAGUAUGUACGUGAUCUUUAUCCUGGAAGAUAGAAAAGGUGAUCAGGAUAAAGGGUGGUGUAAUAUGUAACACGUUACAUCUCUGUGACGUAUUACCGAAUCUAACCAAGCAAGAAAUCAACAAAACCGAAAAAUGGGCAAGAAAAAUUCAAAAUUGAAGCAAGAUACCAUCGACAGACUCACUAACGCCACAUACUUUACGGAAAAGGAGAUACGGCUUUGGCACAAAGGAUUUCUAAAAGACUGUCCUAACGGCUUACUAACAGAACAGGGCUUCAUAAAAAUCUACAAGCAGUUCUUCCCUCAAGGUGACCCGAGCAAAUUUGCCUCUCUCGUAUUUCGAGUCUUCGAUGAAAACAACGAUGGGUCAAUAGAGUUUGAAGAAUUCAUACGAGCCCUAUCUGUUACUUCGAGGGGAAAUUUGGACGAAAAAUUACAUUGGGCUUUUCGACUCUAUGACGUGGACAACGACGGAUAUAUUACACGAGACGAGAUGUAUAACAUUGUGGAUGCCAUAUAUCAGAUGGUUGGUCAAACACCCCAACCGGAGGACGAAAACACCCCACAAAAGCGCGUCGACAAGAUCUUUGACCAAAUGGACAAGAAUCACGACGAUAGGCUAACACUGGAGGAGUUUCGUGAGGGCAGUAAGGCCGACCCUCGCAUUGUACAAGCUCUCUCCCUUGGGGGAGAUUAAUCGACAGUCAUUCUCUCGCCGGAUUUCUCCUUUAAUUAAAUACUAACGCCACGUGACGCACUGUUGCAUUCUACUUUGGAUUUCAAAAUGUUAAUGUCCAUUUCUAUGGACUGCCUAGUAUAUUAAACAAAAUAUUUUAAUUAAAAAAACGGUAGGUUUUGUUAAUAUUUAAUCUUGCAAUUUAUAAAAUCUUGUUUAAAUACUUAAAUACUAGUUUUGUGUUUGUGUUUUUCUGUAAACUUGUGCACUAAAUUACCCAACAUAAAAGGGGAAACUUUACGACAUGGUCGUGUAAAAUUACUAAAAUAAGGUAAAACAUCUGACACAAAAAUGUUUCUGUCGUAAAAACAGCCCAGCUUGAUUCAUAAUUUUUAAGCACGCAAAUGUUACCGUCUAGAAACAAUUGUAUAUUUAGGAAUAUAUUUGGUCAUGAAAAUCUAAGGAUUUUUUUAACCGCUGAAUUUAUAGUAUUUAAUACAGACCCUGGCUCAAGCGUUAUAAAUUCAGGAUUAGACUGUCGGAUCCAUGGUAUAUAAAAAUAAAAAAUUGUCACUCAUCACUCCGAAGACUCUCUCUUAUUCUGACGGGUACAGUAGUACUAAAUAAAGUUGAUAAUAAUUAAUAUGAGGCUUAAGAUAACAAUUAAUCACUGAUAACGACAAUGAAAGACUCUUGAAAGAUUAUUAUAAAUGAACAACACAACCUCUCUGUGGAUCAGUCUACCAGAACCAUAGAGUUAAUCGAAAAUCAAUGACUUGUGGAGAACAGAAAGCAUAGUAAUGUUUCCGUUUAUUUUGACAACUUUUAUGUUUUUGUACGUAAUAUUUGGUUUUAUGUAAUUUAAAAAUAACGAAUGCUUAAAUACGACAAAGCUACGGUUAAUAAAACAUAAAAUAUGACUACUGCGCCAGCAAAAGUUUUUCUACUUUUUACGUCAUUAAUAUUUAAAUUAUUUGGCCUUAUUUUUUGGACAUUUAUAAGCAACCUUUCUUGAUCUACAAAAUAAUAGAAGCGAUUAUAAAUGAUCAACUCCAGGAAUAUCUAGAGUGGUCGGUCAGAUGAGUACCUUAUACAUAGAUGUGCAGAGACAAUUGAGUCAAGGAGGAGGCGAUUGCGGUUUGUUUAGUGGCAUAAAGGACUUCUCUGGUAACUUCCAGCCUAUGGCCUCCCCAAACAAUUGCUUGCAUAAUUAUGCAACUAGAACUCCAGCUUCUGGUGGAUCGUUCAUAGUGGCAUGUUCCGUAAACAGCACCGCACUCGCAAGCCUUCAGGCAUUGUGGAUAGCCGUG